AUGUCGCGACUAUUAUUCGUCGCCGCGUUAACCUGCGUCAGCUUAAUCUCAGCGUAUUCGGAUGGUGAAAAGUUGAACACGAGGGGGAGAAACUGGGGCAGAUCUCCUGCGAGAAAUCGUGCCUGGCAAAACGGAGAAAGACCCUUUCACCCAACUCGCCUUCAAACUCGGCCUAAUUACGCGAAAAAAAUUAACCCCUCAGUUCUCUCGCUGUUCACUCUCGUCAAAUUCGACAACAGCCUUUGCUCAGGGAUGAACGGCGAGAACGGCACCUGCAUAUCAGCCGCGGAGUGCUCGACAAGGGGUGGCAUUUCCGGUGGACCUUGCGCCAACGGAUACGGCGUCUGUUGCGCUGUGACGGCGACGUGCGGCCAGACGACGAGCACGAACAACACUUACUUCGUGAACAUGAACUACCCCUCGACCUUCGACGGGACGGAUUCCUGUCAGCUGACGAUCCUCAAGUCGCAUCCAGACGUCUGUCAGUUCCGGCUCGAUUUCGACCAAUUCAACAUCCGAGGACCCGAGCCUACGAACAACGCUUGUACGAACGACCAGUUCAUCGUCUCCGGGGGAAACCCCAUCCCUCCUAUUUGCGGCAGCAACAAUGGUAACCACAUGUACGUCGACGCCGGAGUCGGACAGGUGAAUCCGGUGAUGCUGACGCUCGUAACGAGCGGCGGAUCCUUCGCGCGCUCCUGGAAGGUCAGGAUCACGCAGGUUCCUUGCAGCAGUAUCUACAGAGCGGAGGAAGGAUGUCUCCAGUACUUCACCGGUGUUUCCGGGAAGAUAAAAUCCUUCAACUACGAGUCUAACACCGGGCUGCAGCUCUCGAACCAGGACUACAGCAUCUGCAUCAGAAUGGAGAGGAACUUUUGCGGGGUACAAUACAUGCCCUGCAGCGACGAGGACGCGAUGGUAAUGCCCGCCGCAACCCCCCAAGGCGGCCGCCCUCAGGCUCCCCGAAGCAACGCGUUCACUCUGACGGGAAACACCCAGGGUACACAGAUAUCCUCGAUGACAGGAGCCGCCUGCCAAACUGACUGGCUGAUGAUUCCUUGCGCGUCAGAUAUGGGCCGACAACCGAACACCGGGGUUCAGUGCACAGACAGGAUAUGCGGAGGGACCUUCAACGCCGAGAAUCAGGUGCUAAACUCUUCGAACGUGAUAAGCACGGUUAAGCCCUUCAGACUCGUCUUUCACACCGACAGCGUCGAGGCGCCGAACGACGUCGGCAACAGGGGAUUUUGCCUCGACUACAUCCAGCAGCCCUGCACGAACGGCAUGAACUAACGAUGACGCGAUUAAUUAUACGUCGGCGAAAUAUGCGAAUCACAAAUGUGCGAUUUAUACUGUAUAGGUACUAAGUGGUUCGCUUGCAGCGAGUACCUGAUAUUUAUAUCAAUAUUCUUCGCCGCCUCGUAAACACGCAGGAUGGAUGCAGGCAUAGUUUAACAGAGAUCUUGAAAGAUUGCACGGCUUGUGACCACCGGAUUAUAGUUUCACGCGGACUUUGUAAUGAGGAGAGUUGCGGAAUGGAAAGGUGUUGUAUUAUCGUGAAUAGCAAGGCGUGACGAGGUCCAACCUGUCGAGACACUCUGGAACUCUAAUUCUAGAUUUCGCUAUCAUAUACCUUUCACAUUUUCAGGAAAUUAUCAGAGGCUGUUGUUUAUUCAAUUAAUUGACAUAAUCAAGGUCUCGGAUCGCUUUGGCUUCAGAAUAACUUUGUGCAACCUUGAAACACACACAUUUAUUUCAAUCAAACGGUUUUACAAAUCACACACUGGGCACUAAUAGCACAGUUUUCUUUCCUUUUCUUAAUUUGAGUUUUUUGGUUUUUAAUUUUUUUUUCAGUACUUCAACGCUUGGUUUAACUACGGU
Diprion similis is the source of this 1881-nucleotide messenger RNA. RefSeq lists its product as uncharacterized. Lineage: Eukaryota; Metazoa; Arthropoda; Insecta; Hymenoptera; Diprionidae. The transcript is spliced from 6 exons. Bases 1 to 1293 code for a protein of 430 amino acids. The record is from RefSeq and is a predicted model, not a curated record.